AUGAGUGGUGCUUCCGAUGGAGUUCCCUCCAAUCGACAGGAGUGGGAAAGCAUGGUCAAGAGCAAGGGCCUCCAGGGAAAAACUGUCCACGCAGCUGAGCUGGCUUCUGGUUCCAAAAUUGGUGUUGAUCAACACUUGCUUCUUCGCGUUCUAUGGGUGGAUCAUCGUUCGAAUUUGUCACUCCCCCCGAAAAUCAGCAAGUUGCUACCAAAGGCAGCCGGAAUGCUGGCGGAGUAUAAAUCCUGGGAAACGUACUGUGACAGUUUUGGUAACACCGAAAAUCCCGAAGGAAGCUUUGCAGUGGCUCGCUAUUAUCAGCAGAAGGCUGCAAAUAGCAAAGAGAACAUCCAACCCAAUAGCUUUGACACCCCGGUCGCACUGCGUACCCGCAGCAAACAAAAUAAUAAAGCGCCGGAUAUAUCCAAACUACAACUGAAUCCACCAGAGACCCCAUCGGGAAAACAAAGAAAGCCGCCGGAGACACCUAUCCUGUCAACCUCUGACGAUGAUUGGAUUGCCGACGAUGACGACUCCCCGCCCAAGAUGACACCUGUUACUCCAGCUGCGCAGGUCCCUGAAGAGCUGCAAAAGAAAAUGUACCCACCGACAAAAGAUGAACAGAUUGUGAAUACCGCACUUUUAGUAUUCCUCAAUGCGCUUACUUUUCAUUUCCCUGAUUGCGUGCCUUGCGAAUGGACGCUUCACCGGAGAAGCUUCCACGCCAAUUUCACCCAGGCUAGCUUCGAAGCUCGGACGGAUGGUUAUCUGGAUGAUGGCCAGGAGAACGCUUGUGCUCUCAUUGAGGUUAAACCUGUCAUCCGAGGAAAGAGACAAAACCUUAUACAGAUGCAGGAGAGCGCCCAAAUGGUUGCCUGGCUCAUGAAUGACUCUGAUAACAGCAACAUUGACAAAAUGCAAGUAUCUCUUCGACUCCAAGACCUCUGA
Messenger RNA from Aspergillus luchuensis, 945 nucleotides. RefSeq lists its product as uncharacterized. The transcript has a single exon. The record is from RefSeq and is a predicted model, not a curated record. Lineage: Eukaryota; Fungi; Ascomycota; Eurotiomycetes; Eurotiales; Aspergillaceae. Bases 1 to 945 code for a protein of 314 amino acids.